Messenger RNA from Camelus dromedarius (Arabian camel), 965 nucleotides. RefSeq names its product cytokine like 1 (gene CYTL1). The transcript has 4 exons. The record is from RefSeq and is a predicted model, not a curated record. NCBI's taxonomy places the organism in Eukaryota, Metazoa, Chordata, Mammalia, Artiodactyla, Camelidae. Gene Ontology annotation, biological process: positive regulation of transcription by RNA polymerase II. The coding region runs from base 48 to 455 and encodes 135 amino acids.
CUUAAAGGGCGACUGGCAUUGGGCUGCAGUCAGGCCACCUUUGCACCAUGCCGCCCCAGCUGCUCCCCCUGCUGCUGCUGCUCCUGGCCGGCCCCCCUGCCGCGCGGCCGGCUCCCCCGACCUGCUACUCCAGGAUGCUGGCCCUGAGCAGGGAGAUCACCGCCGACUUCCAGAGCCUGCAGGCCACCGAGCCCUCGGAGCCAUGUGUGAGAUACCUGCCCAGACUGUACCUGGAUAUACACAAUUACUGUGUGCUGGCCAAGCUGCGGGACUUUGCGGCAUCGCCCCAGUGUUGGAAAGUGACCCAAGUGGAUGCCCUGAAGGAGAAAGUGAGGAAACUAUACACCAUCAUGAACUCGUUCUGCAGGAGAGAUCUGGUGUUCCUGUCGGAUGACUGCAAUGCCUUGGAAUACCCAAUCCUAGUGACGGCGGGCCUGCCAGGUCAUCAGAGCUAAGGCAGCUCAGACCAGAGAGAGAACCCAAGGGGGCCGAAGUUAUGUCAGCUGCCCAGACACAGUGGGCCAAGGCCACGGCCCCCUCGAGUCUCCCUGAGGUUGUUACGUGUCUCUCCACCUUUUGGGAAGCAGGGCUUGUGCUCCUACCCUGGAACCGAUUUUGAACAUAGUUAGAAGCCUUGCUUUUCACCCACCUUGGUUUUGUCUCGCCAGGGUGGUUAGAUACACAGGUACGUGUAUUUGGUCACUAAGAAGGAAAGGGCUGACCAGCUUCUCUUUGCUUCUCUUUGAUGAACAACUAGCUUGAGAACAAGCAAAACAGAACGUUUGUAGUAUGACUUUAAUGGAGUAGUGGUACCAUUUUUCUUUCUUGAUAGAAACCUGCUUACAUUUAACCAAGUUUCUAUUUUAUACCCCACUACAAAUUUUUCUUACAGUUAUCUUUCAUUUUUAAAGAAAUUUCACUGCCUGUAAGAUGUAUUUGCAAGGUUCGUAAUUACAUAGUGCUAA